UUUUUUUUUUUUUUUUCUUUUUCUCUUCUUUAUUUUUUUUGUUUUUAUUUUUAUUAUCAUUAUUGUCAUGAGUCAAAUCAAUCCUGAUCGUCCUCUUCUUGUUGGUCCCGAAGUACCUAUUGCUCCUUUUCCAUACAAAAUCAUCGGCACAGUUGUCAAAGGAUAUGGAAGAGGAUCUCGUGAACUUGGUAUUCCGACAGCCAAUCUCUCGGACAAUACUCUUGAAAUGUUUCCUCCAGAAUGCCAUACAGGAGUUUACUAUGGCUUCGUUCAAAUUGACCAACCCAAAUCUACUGUAUACCCUAUGGUGAUGAGUCUAGGCUGGAAUCCUUAUUAUCACAACGAAAAACGUUCAGCAGAAGUACAUAUUAUUCAUGAAUUCCCUCAAGACUUUUAUGGUGUAGACAUUCGAGUAUUAGUAUUAGGAUAUAUCCGACCUGAACAGGAUUAUCCAUCCUUAGCUGCUCUUAUCCGGGAUAUCAAGACUGAUGUGGAAGUGGCAAAACAUUCAUUGAAACGACCGGCUUAUGAACAAUUACAAAAUGAUGAUUUGUUUACUACUUAGACAACCCUGGUUAUCAUUAGUUAGUUGAUAUAUAGAAUAGCAAACUUUAUUUUUAUAUUCAUUGAUAGAGAGAGAGAGACUGGUUCUUUUAAAAGGGGGGACAAAUAAUAAAAAAAGUGUGAUUUUUAUUUUUUA
This is a messenger RNA of Halteromyces radiatus, 700 nucleotides long. RefSeq lists its product as uncharacterized. The record is from RefSeq and is a predicted model, not a curated record. The coding region runs from base 68 to 565 and encodes 165 amino acids. Gene Ontology annotation, molecular function: riboflavin kinase activity. The transcript has 4 exons. Gene Ontology annotation, cellular component: mitochondrion. Lineage: Eukaryota; Fungi; Mucoromycota; Mucoromycetes; Mucorales; Cunninghamellaceae. Gene Ontology annotation, biological process: riboflavin biosynthetic process; FMN biosynthetic process.